Molecule: messenger RNA, 544 nt
Organism: Ruditapes philippinarum (Manila clam)
Lineage: Eukaryota; Metazoa; Mollusca; Bivalvia; Venerida; Veneridae
Source: RefSeq, a predicted model, not a curated record
UAGACUUUGGAGUAAGAGGUAGGAAAAAAGCAACAAUGAGGCAAUGAAAUAAGAAGUGAUGGUGGAACCGAGACGUUUGUUGGACCAAGAUUAUAUGAAAGACCUCGCCUUAUUCAGUGAAAAAGAUGGGGAACCAACAUUACCAUCUGGUUCCCAGUCCUUGAGUAAAGCUACUGGUACCAAGCUUGCUGGUGGUGGUGGUAAAAGUGGGAACUCUAAAUCCAAAUCAGGGAUGUCAAGAAGAGAGUCUGUGAUUGGUCGAGCUCAGUCCAUGCUCGAAGCUCCGGUCAGUAAACAGCGCAGAAGCUCUCUUCAGCUUCCUUUCCAAGGGUUUUUCCCGUCCCCUAAACUUGGCGACGGGCCAAAAAAUGCUGAUGACUCGGCAGGUAGUUUACGAAGUCGGCGUGGAGUCAACUUGUCAAUUGAUGAUUCUUCGUUUCCGAUGGCACUGACCGUGAGCCCGCAGGGUACGCUGCGAGAGGUUGAUACUCGCAAACAGAAACAGCCAAGCAAGUUGACGACACUCUUCAGCCCGCUGAAUAAG